Messenger RNA from Exophiala spinifera, 855 nucleotides. RefSeq lists its product as uncharacterized. Gene Ontology annotation, molecular function: protein serine/threonine kinase activity; ATP binding. The transcript has a single exon. The record is from RefSeq and is a predicted model, not a curated record. Lineage: Eukaryota; Fungi; Ascomycota; Eurotiomycetes; Chaetothyriales; Herpotrichiellaceae. Gene Ontology annotation, biological process: peptidyl-serine phosphorylation; intracellular signal transduction. The coding region runs from base 1 to 855 and encodes 284 amino acids.
AUGUCCAACAAUCUAUCAGGCUUCUCUGUCGGGAUCAAAUUAUCUGGCAGUGAAGCUGCAAAAGUCUACCAUUCUAAAACCGAUACGCGUUAUUUCGAGCGAGAGCGGGACGUUUACGAACGACUUGGGCAACACCCGUACAUUGCAAGAUUGCUCCGCAUCCAAGGCCAGACAAUCUACCUGGAACGAGGAACAUGUCUCAGACAAGUGUUGAGGACUCAAGAUCUCCCGAUCGAAAAGAAACGUGAGUGGAUUGCCGAACUUGCCUGCGGACUUGAAUACAUCCAUUCGCGAAAUGUGAUCCAUGCAGACGUCAAUGCAACCAAUGCUAUUAUCUGUAAAGAUGAAACGAACGAGGAACACGUCAAAUGGAUUGACUUUGGAGGUUCGGGUAUAGACGAUAGCGAACCACUGGCGAUAUAUGACCUCUACAACUAUCGAACGCCGGAGCCGCCCCUGCCUGAAAUCAGCAUAGAAACAGACAUUUUUGCAUUUGGUUGCACAAUCUACGAAAUUGAGACAGGGUCACCGCCCUUCUUCAACGAGACCAAGGAAAUGGAUCCCGGCUACGUAAGCGACUAUGUGGAAGAGAGAUACAAGCAAGGGCUCUUUCCCUCCACCGAGAACCUCCGCUUUGAUUCCAUAAUCAAGGGCUGCUGGCAUGGACGUUAUGGCUCAAUGAGGGACUUGAGGAAUGAGUUAGACUUGACUGGUGCGCGACGAUCACCAGCAGUAGGAUUUUCCGGUCUAUUGCUCGGUGCUUUGUUUGUAUGGCGAGUGUUGCGGCGAAAGGUCGUCGGGGUUUGGAAGUUUCUGUUCUCGCGCUGGUUGCCGUUUACCAUCUGCGGAGGUUGA